Molecule: messenger RNA, 7647 nt
Organism: Clavispora lusitaniae ATCC 42720
Lineage: Eukaryota; Fungi; Ascomycota; Pichiomycetes; Serinales; Metschnikowiaceae
Gene: FMP27
Product: Fmp27p
Source: RefSeq, a predicted model, not a curated record
AUGUAUCCGUUAUCAAGCUGGGGCUGUCAUGCUCUCUUAGCUCUAAUCGGAUUGCGCCUCUUUUGGUUACUUGCUUUUCGAAUAUUCGGACUUUACUUGGGCUAUAUCUCCAUCAACAAUGGUAUUCUGUUCAACGAAGUGUACUGGUACACAAAACAUAGGAAGAUAUCAGCUUCAAGCGUACGGUUCCGGCUUUGGGGAAAUUCCAAGAAGAUUAUCAUUGCUGAUUUGAAAGUACAACUAUACUCUCAACCAAAAGGGAAACCACGACAACCCAAGCGCUUUAUUUCAAGUGAGCCGUGCACUAUAUACCCCGAAAACAAACUUGCUGUUUACUUAUACAGAUUUGUACUCCGGCUCCUUCCUUCCGCUAAUAUUGAUAUCAAAAGGGGACAACUUGAAACAAAGAAUGAAAACAUUUCGUUUGCCCAACUACAGUUCGUUUUCAUCAAGCACAGAAGCGCACAUGAGCCAAACGUGUAUCGUUUCGAUGCGAUGAGCAGCAUCUAUCAAGCUUCUGGUAAGCUCCAUUCCUCUGGGUCCUCCAUCCCAAUGCUGCUGGGUUGUUGUGGACUUAAGGCAUCAUGCUCUAUAAGUGCAACUACAGGUAAGGUUUCCCAUUUUACGGCUCAUAUUCAAGUAGACGACUCCGAGAUAGAUGUCCUUCAUGCUAUCAAAGGGAGCAUAUUCCGUGCAAAUAAGGCGACGGACGCGAACGAAUCAUCCACGAACAGCGCCAAAGAUAGGCAAGUUAUCGAGUCUGAGCUGAAGACACAUACAACCCUUGAAGGGCAUCUUGAAACGUUCUCCUCAAUACAUAAGAAAUAUUUUGGGGCUUUUCAGGAGUGUUCCAUAAGCAUAAGGAACACCCAUUUCAAGGGUUUUCCAUUAUUUCCAGCUAAUGAUACUCAGGAUUUAACCGAUUACUUGAGUAAAGAUGACGUGGAUAUUUCCGUGUCAGUAUCUGUAUCAACAAUCGCUUUCAAUAUUGCCCGCAUCACGAGUAAAUCGGCUGGGUAUGACGUGUUGUUCGAUGCUACUACUGAUAAACCGUUAGAAGUGAACACUUCUGUACUGAUCCUCAAAGCUUUCUUUGUCUCAAAGCAUUAUGACAAUAGCGGUGAAAAAGCUUACUAUAAGAAGGACGAAAUACUAGAUAUACCGAACUACAGUCUAGCUCUUAAAACGAAUAUUACAGACAGAUUUGCGAACGGAUAUGGAUUUGAGAAAGCUGUUCUGGAAUUGAUUUUUUCCUGUGGUAGUCCUGUUAUUGAUGUUACGGCAGAUCAAUUCGCUCUUUUGACUUACAAUUAUGUCGUAGCAAAGAAAUUAUUUACGCUCGGUCAUUUGAAAAAGCAAAAUGCUGCCCUGAGGUUUGAUACAUUCAAGAAUACUGAAUCAGAUAGUGAGCUUGAUGGAGAUACUCAAGUUGCAGCUUCCGAACCCAGCACCCCACAGGUGGUCAAGUCAAAGUUUACCGAUUCUCCUCAACUCAAAGAACUCAAAGUAGAUCUAUCUCCGUCAAGUUUCGAAUCCUUUGAAACGCUGAAACCUAGAGACGAGUUUACUUUAAGGAAAUCUGAGAUAGUGUUUAACUCACCUUUCAAUAAGAUUAUGGCACUUAUCAACGAGUUCUACCCUAGAUUGGAUGUUAAGUUUACCAUGGAGCAACCGCGAGUUAUGAUACGAAGUUUGAAUGCGGAUAAGAGCACUACAAAGAUGCUCAUGAUUUCUUAUUCGAUGAUCGUUUUGCAUAUCGCCACUACUUUGGACAAUACUUAUGUUGCGACAUGCAAUCUUUUGCACCCUUGCAUCACGUUCAGUGAGAGAUUUGGAUGUCACCAGCAUGUAGAGGACUUCUGUGGCUUGUCAGACCUCACGAUCAACUGUAAUAUUCUGAGGGAUUUCAAAGUAACUACUUCGUUGAAUAUUCAAGGAGUCUAUAUGAAUUUGACUAAACCAGAUGUUUUGAAUGGUAUUAGUCACAUUAUUGAGGAAACAACAAGAAUAGUCAAUCAAAACUUGACAUCAGGAUUGAUCAACAAACGCUUCGAUGCUGAGAUUGUCCAAGAGCUAGACUUGGGAACAAAAGGUCAACGAAGGACUCAGACACCACACAAAGAUGACUCUUUAGAUAUUAUCUUCAGUGAUUGUCCUAUGUGGUUUGUCUCUGCUACUUUAAAAGUUACAGAUGUCGAUCUUCGACUCGGAUCAAUUUCUCCAUUGCUUCCCCCGGAACUUAUAUCCAAACUUUCACAGGAAUCUCAGUUUAACGAAAAAUUUGUUGGUACAAACAGUAUCUUGAAUCUCAGUAUAGAUGAGAUUAUCUUCGCUCUACGAAGUGUCCCGGAGGUAUCAGGUAGCGACUCUAUGUUGGCGGUCUCAUCGCUGGAAACCUUAUCGAAUGAUGUAAAUGACCACAUCUUCUGGCAGAUAGAGAGUACCAUCCGGAAUAAUAAGAUUUGUUUGUUAGAAAAUCAGAAAAGACAACAACCAAUCAUGUAUCUUCCUCAGUUAUCGGUUCUCAUUCAAUCAGCAAUUAAAGGACAACAGAAAGUUGUUGAUUCGUCAGUUGAGGUAGACGAAGUGUUAGGUCAUAUUGAUAGGCAUAGCAUAUUCGUCAUCAUUGGACUGGUUUACCUUGUCCAUCAGACCAUUGUGACACCAAUUAAUCAACUUUGCAAUAAAUUGAGAAGAAAUAUGGAAAGUUUGCAUCGGAAUGAUUCGAAGACUAAGAGGCUCUUUAUUUCAGAGUUCCUUUCUUUCAAGGUUUCUUUACCCAAAUUCAACUAUGUUUUCUCUCUAUCUGACGAAUUCAAGUUAUAUUUACAACUUUUCCAACUCAACAUUGGGGGUCAAGACAGUGGGAUUACAUUAUCAUCUAACUUUUUCCGCUUGUUGGUUAAUUCCACUGAAGUGAAGGGUCACUGGAACAGGUUACUUUGUGCUGACUAUCUACAGUUCAAAGUAAAUGAUUUAAUGGGUAUUCCUUCUUUCCUUUUUGAUGCAAACUCCAUCCGAAUAAUCCAGCCACACCAGUUUGCGGUCUACAGGUUAUUUGAUAACUUGGCCGUCUUUACAAAAGUUAUUAAGCACUUACUUAAGUCCAUGAAAUUAGAGGAAAAGUCCCAAAUUGUUUCCCCUAAAGAAUCACCUCCUUUAAACAUCCCUGUUAUUAACAUUAAGGCAAAGCAAAUCUUCUUUUCUAUUGAAGAUGAUCCUUUUGAGGCCGAGUUAGGAAUGAUUUAUCAGCUAGGGCUCCAAGAGCAAAAAAAACGGUUAGAAAUGAUGGAUGUACUUUACGGGAAGGCAAGAACACAGUAUACUUCUGAGGAAUCUUUGCUGCAAAAAAUCACAGAAAUACAGAAGAUUAUGGAGGGUCUGUGGAUAAGGAAAGUGAAAGCUUACAAAUCGCGGAUUGCUCAAGAAAUUAUUGACAAUCAGGAUUUUUUGUUUGGAGCGGAAGUUCACAUAAAGGAAGAUAAAUGUCACAAUAUUUUGCCUUAUCUGAGAACUGCUCCACUAUGUCACAUGAUAUUAUCUGGUGUCGAUUUGGAUCUUUCUAGUAUCAACUUUCCCUUUGAUGACAUUCCACGUUUUGUACAUGAUAAAGGGCAAGGAGUUCCUGGAGAUACCAAGUAUAAUCUUGUUAUACCAGCGUAUGUUGAUCUAUGUGUUCGUGAGUUGCGUAUACACGCAAGAGAUUAUCCGUUACCACUCCUAAAUCUCCCUGACUCUAUGGAUUCUAGAGGUAAGGGAAACUCCUUGAAAUUGAAGGGAAACUUGAUCAUCAAUGAAGCAUUAUCUCUUGAAGAAGAACAUAUUAGAAGGCUUGAAGUUCAGCUUACUAAAGCAUCGUCUGGUUCUCAACCAAACAGCUUUGAUAAAUUGAUUAUUAGAAAAUCGAUGUCCACUGUCAAAUUCUAUACUGACCUCGAUAUUAUGUUUGGCUCUAAAUCUCCAUCUCGCUUUGUGUGGGGACAGUCCUAUCUGUUCGUCAUACAACAAAUUAUGGCGAGCCUUGAUCAAUUCUCAAAGCCACCCGUGGAUCCCUCCCCCAAACUAGGAUUCUGGGAUAAAUUUCGGUAUAUUUUUCACGGAAAUUGUGCAGUGAAGACUUCUGGAGAUGCUUGCAUUGAGUUUGCCUUUAAAGGCGAUCGUGAUCCUUAUAAUCUCUUUGAGAAAGCCAGCGGCUUCGUACUCAGUUUCCGUGACCGCGUUAAAUGGAAUGUAAACAGCAACGAUGAUUCUUUACAAUUCUGCAAGGUAAAUUCCAAUAAGGUCCUUUGGUACAUUCCUAACUAUUUAUCUGCACCUUUGGUUUGUUGGAGUAGAGAAAGUCACAAGUCUACGUAUUUGCCAGAAUUGAACCAGUUGGUGACAUCAUGCUUCGGUUACUACCUUAAUCCUCAAAAGCGAAAUGGGAAAAUCAACGAAGAAAAAAGUGUACACAAUGUAUGUGCCAAGCGAGUUGUUGAGUUAAGUGGAGGUGUUGAUUUCACUUUGGGAUUUUUACUACAGAGACAUGCCUCCGAAAGUGGGACUAUUUCAAGCGAUGGUAAGCUUCAUUGGGAAAUUAAUCUCAAUAACCCUGCGUACGUGAAAGAGGGCCAUGACUCGUAUAAGGGAUUCAGGACGGAUCGAGUUCAUAUGGCUAUUACUUUAGUGGCCCACACUCAAUCAAGCUACAACACUAUUCAUUUAAGUCCUGGAGUGUUUCAACAAUUCUUCGCAUGGUGGUCCUUAUUCAAGAGUAACAUGAUGUUACAGGUUCGAAGAGGAAAAUUGUUUCCUAACUCCAAAAAAUCUACUAAGUUCUCUGAGCAUCUUUUCACGAAUAAGUUCUUGUUUCACAUUAGAGAUCUAUUCUUAAGUCACAUAUAUGAUGAUUCAGGGUAUGAUGUCGAUGAUAAAGUAAAGUUUAUUGGAAUGCGAGCGAAAGUUAGUGAAUUUCUAGUUGAUUUGCAUCAACGAAAAGAAGAACGAAUCGAUGCACAUAAAGAUCUAUCUCGCCACAAAAAGAUUAUGAAGAUGAAUUUCAAUCAAGCAGAAGUGGCAUUGUCGAAGAUUGAUUUACGCAUGAUGUGCACAGAAUACUUCAAGGACAUAUAUGAACAUAAUGACGACUUAGCGGAAACGGAAACACAGAAGUCAAAAUGCGAGUACACGAUAUUUGACAAGGAUUACCAAUGGUUUGAUGAUAAAGAUUACGUUGAGGCGUUUGCCCCAUUAAGUGGAAGAAAGAGAGAAAAAAUGGCUGCAUUCCCGUUCAUGUACUCCGAAAGGUUUGCCUUCAUUAGACAAACCAAGUCACCCGACAAUAUCGAUUGGGGUGCUGAACACACACAUGAUUGCAUGUUAGGGAGCACAGACGUGGAAGCAACUGGUUUAAAUAUGUUUGAAGCUAGGAUCUCAGAACUUCAAAAAUUAAAUGAGAGCUCUGACACUAGUUACGAGGAUAGUCAUCAAGUGAAGAGAGAAAUCGAAGCAUUGCAACAGAUGAAACUGAACUUAAAGAAGGAGAAGAGGUCUUUCCUAAAAUCAAGCACAAUAGAGUUUGAGCAGCAUCAAAAUGAGAAUUUUAACAACAAGUUCGUUCUCAUUUCUAUGUUACUUAAGUGGAAUGAGAGCGUACGCAAUUUAUUUUUGAGAUAUAUUUAUUUCGUGGAAUUUCGAUCUAACAUGCAAAAGUACCUCUCUUAUGAGUUCAUCACAAUGCUCGAAGGAUUAAUAGAUAGGAAAAACUCAAAUGACGCAAACCUGUCUCUUCUAUCUUCUGUUACAGACGGUGUUCCGAAUGUUGAAAAAUUGAGAUCUUUCUUGAACGAGUUUCUGACAUCACAGGACAGGAUAGUUAACUUCGAUAAAAUUAUUAGGAAGGUAAGCGAGGAUGAGACCUUCGAAGAAAGUUUCAAAAUUGAAGUUAUAAAUCCUCAAAUUCAGUUGCAUUCUGAGACAGUUGAUAAUUCUGUCGUUCUUGUGACAGCACCAGUAUUGGAGUCAAAAAUCCUCACAAUCAACUCAAAGAAAGAAGAUCUGCUAGUUACUUACAGCAAAGAACUAGAGACCAGAUUCGGUAUCCUUCUACACGAUGAAAGUGUUUUGGUAGUUGACAAACGUGCCGUUAAAGCACAGAAGGCACCAUGGGCCAUCAAGUCUUAUGGAUCAAAAAGUGCAUGGCCCCCUUUCUUGGGAAUUGAAAUAUGCAAAAAUAACUCUUUAGCACAAGACAACAUCGUUUUGGUAAGACGAAUGUCUAUGAUGUUGACAUAUGAUAAAGUCAAAGCUUCAAACUCAAAUAUCGAUCAGAUUGAAGUAGCAUCGGCUGGACUGGCGGAAGAUAUAUUUGCUGAGGGUAUGGACCGAUUACGAGUUGAUGUUCCAAAAUUAGAAAUCAACUGUACAUCGCUGCAAUAUUUUUCGCUCUAUGUGACUAUUUUGAGCUUAAUUUUAUAUUCGGAACCCAGGAGCGCUCGCAUGGCUGAAAAACUUCGACAACUAAAGUUUACGAUCGAUUUUCAAGAUUUCAGCGCACUUCAUGAUAGACUAGUGUCAUUACAUGCUUACCUUGAUGUUGUGAACACUAUAAUCAACAACUAUAGCUUCAGACAUUCUACACGAAUGAGUAAUGAAGAACUCAAUGAUUACAUCUUGUUGAGGAACGAAAAGACUGAAAAUUCUGCAGAGAUCUACUUAAUGUUGAAAACUUUAUUAACAGGAGACAUUUUUGCAGAUACUUCCGCUCAACCAAUUGAGGAUUGGAGGAUUGCUGCAGAUAGAAUAAUUUUGAAUAUUUUGACAGAUGAACGCAAGCCGAUUUUGAACUUAUCAAUCAACAAUGGACGAUACAAAAGAGUCACCAAAGAGGAUGGAUCUAAUCAUAACAGGGUCGAAAUAAAGAGCUUAGAAGGACGAAGCUUAGUCGAGGGAGCUUACUACGAUAAAUUUUUGGAGCCUAGCUAUCCUCCGGAUGGAAAUGAUCUAGUCGCAGUGGAAUGGUCUAUGAAACGACCAAUUGGAGGCAUCAAGAUUAUCAAUAAUUUUAACAUCAGUUCGCAACCGUUGAAUGUCAAACUAGACGAAAAAACUGGAAUGCAAUUGAUGAAUUUUAUUUUCCAUAUGGAGAAUUCCUCUGAUUAUAGCGAUAGUCCUGUGCUGAAAGCAAUUGAUAUCAUCCCCAAUAAUAAGGAACACGCUGGAGAAGGUUCCGGAGACAGUGAUGAGGAUAGUGACGAAGAGCGCAAGAAAGUUCGAUUUAGGGACGGGUCCUCGUCAAUGACAAAGAAAAAAACGCUUUCUUUUAUUUCUGGGUCGGAGACUAAUACAGAGGUUGGCCAUGAUGUGAAUGAAAUGAUUAGUCGUUCCAAAAAAUAUUUGUCAGUUGUGUCCUUUGUAUGUCAAUCCUUCGAAUUAACCAUAUCAUUGAAAAUGAAACAUGGCUUCAAGAGAUGGUUGAAUGUUAACCAGUUUACAUUGAUUCUUCCGGAAUGGCAAAUUGAGAGAACUGUGACAUCUAUGCUUGGUGUAGUCGACGUCUUCAAAAAGUUGGUGAUCAAGACUUUGCUUAGUUCCUCGGGUCUGCUUCUCGCUAACAAGAUGAGAAGCCGCUCAGCGAACGAUAGAAAAAGAUUGAAAAAGGGGAGAUAA